CUCUCCUCGGCCCCCUUCUCCCCCUCCCUCUCGCUGCGAGUCGGGAUGAUGAAUCUGUGCAGGAGUUUCUGGAGGUUCUCUGAAGGGAACGACGAUGGCGGUGAUGAUGGUGGCGGUCGCCGUCGGAAGAGCUUCUCGUUUCAUAAAGAGGACGAGGGCGGAAACGGUGUUGUUGACGCAAAGAAGCCGCCGUCCGGCCUCCACCGGUCUCGGUCUCUUCCAUGUCAAGGGUCGAGCUCGGCAGGGCUGAGCCUGAUCGCCGCAGCCGCGGAGGUUCAGAAGCCAAGAAACGUAUUGGAGUCGUCGGCGGUGCGACGGCCGGUCGGAGCGGGUCCUGCAUUGGUGCCUGCGUUUCGGCAGAACGAUGAUUCCGGGUUGGAGCAACACCCCUGCACAGAAGGGUUGGGGUCCGAGAGCUCGGACGAGACGGGGCCGUCGUCCUCAGGUGAGUCCCGAGACGGGGAGGUGGAUUCGGGGGUCGCCUGGAGGGAGCGCGUCUACCUGGAGAAAUGGGCCAGGAGGAAGAUGAUAGCCAGGCAGAGGGUCCGAUCUGAGCUUCCGCCGCCGCUGCCGUGGCUCAGCACCAAGGGCCGUCCGAGCUUCGUCCUUCACCCAGAGCGCCGCGACGGCCGCAUCCUCAUGACGGCGGUAAGGCUCGACCAGCACGACGUGUUUCUUGCAACCCGCCACAGCGGUCGCCUCACGCUUCAGCUGGUGGGCAGACCCCCUCGACCCUCCUCCACCACCACCAACAACAACCACGAUGGUGCUGACGACCUAAAGGAAGAAAGCGAAGAACUCGAUGAACAAGAACAAGAAGACGAAGAUCAUGGGAGCCCAGAACGACCGGUGCAUGUGGCCGCUUUGGACGGCCCAACCGAAGAAAAUGAUGCCAAUUGCGAAGCAGCCCAAGAAAAACAAGAAGUUCAGGCAGAAAGGAUUCAGAGUUUGGCGAAAUGCCUGAAUGCCGCCAUUACCAUCGCUUCGAAAAUCGAAGUCCAAGAAUAUGAGAAACACGACGGUGGCGGUCUCAUUAAUGAAUACUACACCAAAGAAAGCGAGAAGGAAGACAAGAGCGAUUCCGGCGUCGCCCACCUUCUUCCGGCUAUGACUGCCGGAAGCAGCCAGGGUUCGUGCAGGUGCUGCGAUUGCGGAGAGCUUGGCGAUUUUUGGAACCAUCGGUACGUUGCAGCAACGUAAGAUCAGGCUGGCGGACAAAAAAAAAUAAAGCCAUUACUUGGAGUUGUCUCAUGCAAACGGAGAUAUAUCAAGGUGUCAUUAUCUUGGGAUCCUGGCAAAGGUGGUCGGUAGGAUCGAUCGAGUAAGAAAACGGCGAGCCACAGGAAUAUUCCGGCAGCAGAUCGGUGGAACAUCCGGCAUCCGCACGACUAAGAAACAAAAUUAAACAAUUGUGGGUAUGAUGUCAAAGUUGGAAAUGAUCGAGUGAACAGAGAGAUCUUUUCUUUUCUUUAUCUUCCUUCUUUUACUCAAUUUUGUUAGGGUGGGGAAACAGGCUGAAGAGUUAGAAAAAAAAUGGGGACAUAGGAGAAGUUAGUUUGGUAAUUGUAGAGCAAGGAGUAAAGCUGGUGGAGAUAUGGUUAUAGCAUUAAUUAAAG
Nymphaea colorata (pocket water lily) is the source of this 1616-nucleotide messenger RNA. RefSeq lists its product as uncharacterized. Lineage: Eukaryota; Viridiplantae; Streptophyta; Magnoliopsida; Nymphaeales; Nymphaeaceae. The transcript has a single exon. The record is from RefSeq and is a predicted model, not a curated record. Bases 46 to 1200 code for a protein of 384 amino acids.